Cornus florida is the source of this 861-nucleotide messenger RNA. RefSeq names its product probable leucine-rich repeat receptor-like protein kinase At5g63930. The record is from RefSeq and is a predicted model, not a curated record. The transcript is spliced from 3 exons. NCBI's taxonomy places the organism in Eukaryota, Viridiplantae, Streptophyta, Magnoliopsida, Cornales, Cornaceae. Gene Ontology annotation, molecular function: protein binding. Bases 1 to 861 code for a protein of 286 amino acids.
AUGGAGAAGACUAGCUUCCUAUUUUCUAUAGCAUUGUUGAUACACUGUUGUUCUAUGGUUUGUUUGGGUAGGUCCAUUUUAAACUUGACCACCGAUCAAUAUGCUCUUGUUGCCUUGAGAGCCCAUAUCACUUAUGACCCUCAGAAUGUAUUGGCUAACAAUUGGUCCAUGACUAGCUCAGUUUGCAAUUGGGUUGGUAUCUCCUGUGGUCUCACCCACAUGAGAGUAACUGCCUUGAAUCUCUCUCUUAUGGGUUUCGAAGGCACGAUUGCUCCACAUCUUGGAAAUCUCUCAUUCCUUACAUCACUUGGCAUCAGUGAUAACCAUUUCAAUGGGUUUUUACCUAAGGAGUUGGCUCAUUUGCGUCGACUGAAACAAAUCGAUUUGCAACGCAACAACUUCAAUGGAGAGGUACCAUCAUGGUUUGGGAUCUUACCAGAACUCCAUCUGUUGCUUCUGUAUAACAAUAGUUUCACAGGUAUUAUCCCAAAAUCAAUAUGCAACAUCUCAAAGCUAGAAAUAUUGGCACUAGGUGUCAAUUCUUUACAUGGAAAUAUUCCUAGAGAAAUCGGCAACCUCACUAUGCUCAAGGAAUUGUAUAUCGAUACAAAUGAUUUAACAGGUCAAAUUCCAUCUGGCUUAUGGAAAUGCAAAGGGCUUCAAGAACUAUCAUUGUCAUAUAAUAAAUUAAUGGGUAGCAUAUCCAAGAAAAUUGGGAAUCUUACACCGGCCGAAGUACUGUAUCUUGGUUAUAACAACUUGACAGGUUUCCUUGUUAUGCGCCACAUCCACGAGAAGUUCUUACGAAUGUUGGAAUGCGAGAAUUUAGGUGGCAAGGUAGGGUGCCUUGCAUUGGCCUGA